Trichomycterus rosablanca is the source of this 3923-nucleotide messenger RNA. It is a transcript of the gene sap130a, whose product is annotated as Sin3A-associated protein a. Gene Ontology annotation, cellular component: Sin3-type complex. The record is from RefSeq and is a predicted model, not a curated record. Gene Ontology annotation, biological process: negative regulation of transcription by RNA polymerase II. Bases 121 to 3123 code for a protein of 1000 amino acids. NCBI's taxonomy places the organism in Eukaryota, Metazoa, Chordata, Actinopteri, Siluriformes, Trichomycteridae. The transcript has 22 exons.
CCCCUUACUGCUGCUGCUAGUUUCAGUGUGUAAACAUGGAGCGGCACUGAAUCACGUACUAUAUUCAUUGCUGUAGAGUUUCCUCCACACUGGGAACUUCUCACCAGAGGUUGUUGCUGUAUGAUGAGUUCUCAGCAGUUUCCCAGAGCGCCUCUGCCUUCUGCAGGAGUGGGACAAGGACCGCCUGCAGCCAGCAGUAACCUCAUACCAGGGGGUCCGACAGGUGCAGAAGACAGCAGCAGGGACCCGGACCGCCCUCACCCUCAGGACCCCAGCGGCGGCGUGAUCGGAGCAGCCCUGUCGUUUCGUGAUGAGAAGCAGGAGACCGUGGUGGUCAGACCGUACCCUCAGAUGCAGACCCAGACUCUGGCGCAUCACGUGCCCAUUCAGCCCGGUCCCACCGUCACCAUGGCGACGCCACCGGCUCUCCUAGCACCCGGCCAGGUUGGUUUGAGGUCUCCCAUGCCCAGUCGGCUGAUCGCUCCGGCCCCGGCUGCCACUCAGGGCCACAUUCCCUCCGCCCCCAUCCCGGUGGCUACCAUCAGCGGUCAGCAGGGACCGGGUAACCUGCACCACCUGAUGACCAACGUACAGAUAAUCAGGAGCAGCACGCCUGCACUGCAGAUCACUUCUCCCACCGCGCCACCACACACAUUCACCUCCCACCUACCCCGGGGUGCAGCCGCUGCAGCUGUGAUGUCCAGCACCAAAGGUCCAGCUGUUCUGAGACCCGCGUGUGGAGCGAAUGCAGCACCGGGUCAGCCGGCCGCCAAGCAGCACAUCAUCCAUCAGUCCAUUCCGUCUCGACCUACGGCCAUCACCUCCACCGCCGUGCUACCCACCGUGGUGGCUCCCAUCUCAGCAGCCAGAAUGCAGUCUCCCAUAACACACACGGCAGAGAUAGUACACGGGCGCCCGGGUCUCGCCAUCCACCCUCCUCCGGCUACGAUCAGCGUUCAGAGGCCGCCGGCUCCAAGGGACACACCGACGCGCAUCACGCUGCCCUCCCAUCCGGCCAUGGGAACCCAGAAAGGCCAGCCGGCACACAGCAUGACCCAGAAGCCCAUUUUCAGCACGGUGACGCCUGUUGCUGCGGCGACCGUCGCGCCCAUUUUAGCCACCAACACCGUCCCGUCAAGCACCACGACAGGCUCGGCACCGCAUACCCAGAUGAGCAGCGGUACCAUAGUCACCGUGACCAUGGCGUCCCACUCCUCCCACGCCACGGCGGUCACCAGCUCCGCCAUCCCUGUUGCUAAAGUGGUUCCUCAGCCGAUCGCCCACACUGCCCCUCGUAUCCCGCCGGAGUAUUCCGGAGAGAGAACCAACCUGAUUCCCAUCUCCGGCCAGCGUUCCUCCCCAAACCCCGUCACCAUGGAGACCCGCAGUGACAACAGGCCGCCCGUACCAGUCCAGUUCCAGUAUUUUGUACCCACAUACUCGUCCGCCUAUCCGCUCACACACCCCUACACCCCCAUCACCUCCACCGUGUCCACCUUACGACCCUAUCCAGUCACGGCACAGGCUCCGAGCUCGGCCCUUCCCGCUCAGGCCGGAGUAGGCGUGGCCACUACCGUGCUCAUGGCUGUGGAUCGCAUCGGCCUGCAGUCGGCUCAGAUCGGCGCUCAGAACAUCCAGCAUGGCGUGCAGGCCGCGCCGAUCGGGGUGCAGGGCCUACACGCCGCCGCACCGAUCGCCACGCAGGCGAUCCAGCAGGUUCCGGUAGCCGCGCAGCAGCCGCAGCCAGAGCCGAAACCUCCAGGUGUCGUCCUCGCAGAGAGCACAGCGUUCGUGGCCAACCCGAUCGGUAGCGCGUUCUGCGCCACCCAGCCCGCCGCCACGGUCGUCCAGGCGCACCCACAGGGUACGGGCACAGGCGCACCCACGCUCGUCUCCUCCCCCAGACCGAGCAUCCUCCGGAAGAAGCCGGUGAAUGAGGGGGCCGUACGUAAAAGUCUGAUCCCGGCGCAGUCUAGCGAGCCGACGUCCAUCAGAGUGGAAGGUGGGGUGAGACUGGCUGGAUCUCCACGCCCAGCGGGAAUCAAGCCCAAGGCCGACGCCCACAUCACCAUGAUGUCUCCGUUGAUGGCGGCUGUGGAGGCUUUGCCCGCUCACGGGGGAGAUCAGCAGCCCCUCUCGGUUCCUGCCCAGCAUCUCACGCAGGCCAUCCCCACCCUGCUGGCUCAGCCCAUCUCCGCCCCUCCGUCUCAACCCGCCGCGGUUCUGUCCGCGCUCCCCGCAGCCAUGGCCGUGACUCCUCCUGUUCCUGCGUCCGUGGCCAACGCCGUCUCCUCUCCCGCCCAGCCGGCGGCCAGCGGCACCGCAGCACUCGGCUCCACGCUCAUAGAGGUCAAGGUCAAGCGGGAGGCGGAGAGCAUGGACACGUCCCAGUCAGCCCUCACCAUCCCCUCCCAGGCCCCCGGCCUCACCGCGCCCCUUCAGUCCGGAGAUCUUCCGCCCGGCGCUUCCCCGAGAAAGAAGCCGCGCAAACAGCAGCACGUCAUCUCCAACGAGGAGGGCGAGAUGAUGGAGACCAACAGCACGGACGAGGAAAGGGCCGGCGGCAGAACUCCGGGGAGCAAGGCCGAGAGAGCGCGGUCACCUCCGCGUGAAUAUGUGGAUGAAGAAGGUGUGCGAUACGUGCCCGUCCGCCCCAGACCCCCCAUCACCCUCCUCCGUCAUUACAGGAACCCCUGGAGGGCCGCCUAUCACCACUUCCAGAGAUACACCGACAUCCGGAUCAAAGACGAGAAGAAGAGUUCCCUGCAGGACGUCGCCAGUCAGAAGGGGGUUGCGUGUCGUGCCCAGGGCUGGAAAGUGCAUUUGUGUGCUGCGCAGCUCAAGCAGCUGACGAGUCUGGAGCAUGACGUGUACAGCCGCCUCACCACCCUGCAGGAAGGACUGAUCCCAAAGAAGAGAGCCGGAGCCGAUGAUGACCUGCACCGCAUCAACGAGCUCAUCCAGGGUAACAUGCAGCGCUGCAAGCUGGUGAUGGACCAGGUAUCUGAAGCCAGGGACACCAUGAUGAAAGUCCUGGAUCAUAAGGAACGAGUUCUGAAGCUGAUCAACAAGAACGCCGCCACCAAGAGGAGCUCGAAGUUAAAGCGCAAGGAGCGCGCCUGAACACCACCACCGACGAAAUCUACCUAAUGGAAUCACAUGGAGUUAUAGUGACCCGGUAUUCGGACCCAGUCGUGGUCGCUCUGCACAAUCGCUCAUAUAAUCAGAAUACGUCACGUUGUUUUUAUCGGUCCGUGUAGAACCACAAACUCGGUUCUACAGGACGUGCUGCUCCCCGAGGACCGCCGGGGGUCUAAUUAAACACAUCAAUCGCCGACCCCGGGUUCAUUAUGACUGAACGUGGCGUGUACGGUGGACGUCUCAGUGCCUUCUGCCGUGCGUGUAGCCGAGGAAGCCGAAAAAGCGUUUUCAUUUCCUCUGUAUAAACCACAUCAGGUGGUAAAUUCCAACAUUGCACGGUUUUGGACCUGUGGGUGGAAACCGGAGCGCCCGGAGGAAACCCACGCCGACAAAGGGCGUACCCCGGGCAUCCUUGCUGAGAGUGCUACUCAAUCCGCCACUGUGCCGCCCUGUUCUGUAUGUUAAUAUAGAUUUAUACAGAGUAAGCCGACGCCCGUAAGAGAUCCGAAGCUUGUAGAUGUCGUGUACAGACUCGAAAGAGAGAUUAUAAUUGUGAAAUAAGGACGUGUGAAUAAUUUUCUGUUGCUCAGAAGAGAUCGAAGUCUGUUUUUGUGUUUGGUGAGAACGUUUUCGUGCCCUGGUUACGUGGCUCUUAUUUUAUAGGUUGUAAGUGAACGUCCGUGAUUAUAACUUGAGUUUAAAGAUCGUUUUGAACCUUUUGUACUUUUUUUGGGGGUUUAUUACACUGUUAUGUGCUAUUGCAGUAAAGAAAGCUGUACGUA